Fomitiporia mediterranea MF3/22 is the source of this 6957-nucleotide messenger RNA. Its product is annotated as carbamoyl-phosphate synth. Lineage: Eukaryota; Fungi; Basidiomycota; Agaricomycetes; Hymenochaetales; Hymenochaetaceae. Gene Ontology annotation, biological process: L-glutamine metabolic process; 'de novo' pyrimidine nucleobase biosynthetic process. Bases 64 to 6846 code for a protein of 2260 amino acids. The record is from RefSeq and is a predicted model, not a curated record. Gene Ontology annotation, cellular component: cytoplasm. Gene Ontology annotation, molecular function: carbamoyl-phosphate synthase (glutamine-hydrolyzing) activity; ATP binding; aspartate carbamoyltransferase activity. The transcript has 10 exons.
CACAUCGAGGGCACGAGUGAAGAGGAAGACUCACCUAGAUCUCGUCUCAUUAUCUGUACAGCAAUGGCCACUCAGAAAUCCCAGUCUACACGUCUGCCAGUCUCUCGGACGCCGACAACUACCAACGGGUUCCCUACUGUACCUGCAAGCGCCGCGAUUCCGAAUGGACAUGUGUCUCCUACAGAGCAAGGCGGCGCGGUGCUUGAACUCAGUGAUGGAAGCGCAUUUCAAGGAAUCAGUUUCGGUGCGGCGGGCAAGAGCGUCGCAGGUGAAUGUGUCUUCCAGACCGGUAUGGUUGGCUACACGGAGUCUUUGACAGACCCUUCUUACGAAGGCCAAAUUCUCAUUCUGACAUACCCUCUGGUCGGAAACUACGGCGUGCCGGAACGUACUGCUCCGUCUCUUGAUGAUUUGCCGUCGGAUUUCGAGUCUUCGCGCAUACAUGUAGCCGCGUUGGUCGUCGGAUAUUAUUCUGAGGACUUCAGUCACUAUCUCGCAAACUCGUCUUUAGGAACUUGGCUGAAGGAAAAUGAUGUACCCGCUAUUUAUGGUGUGGAUACUCGCGCGCUCACCAAACGAAUUCGCGAGAAAGGUUCUAUGCUUGGUAAAAUCCUUGCUAAACGGUCUGCAAUAAAUGGAAAAGACAGGUUCCGUUCUCUUUUGCCGGACAAUCAACCGUCGUCACGGGCUCAGUCUCAGGACAUGCAGACUUGGCGAGAGGACUAUAUUGACGUUAACUUCAAAGAUCCAAAUCAAGAGAAUCUCGUCGUCGCCGUUUCCAUUUCCGCCCCGAAGCUGUACAAGCCCGUCGGGAAACCUCGUAUGCACCCGUCUGGUAGAGUAUUCCGCGUAAUCGCCAUUGACGUUGGAAUGAAGUUCAACCAAAUCCGCUGUUUCACUCACCGUGGAAUUGAGCUGAAAGUCGUCCCUUGGAAUUAUGAUUUCCUAGCUCCGACAGAAGAACCAUUCGACGGCUUAUUCAUUUCGAAUGGUCCGGGCGAUCCCACCAUGGUUCCAGAAACAAUAGAACGAAUACGAAAAGCCAUGAGCGAUGCAUCCCAGCCUAUUUUCGGUAUUUGUCUUGGACACCAGCUCCUCGCGCUUGCUGCUGGCGCGUCUACGUCUAAAAUGAAAUACGGUAAUAGGGGCCACAACAUUCCAUGCACAGACGCCUUGAGUGGACGCUGCUAUAUCACAAGCCAGAACCACGGAUUCCAGGUCAAUACGUCUUCACUACCAGCGAACUGGAAGGAGCUUUUCAGGAAUGCGAACGAUGGCAGCAAUGAAGGCAUCUAUUGUACAGACAAGCCAUAUUUCUCCGUUCAGUUCCAUCCGGAGUCUACCCCCGGUCCUCGCGAUACAGAGUUCUUGUUCGACGUAUUUAUUCAGAACGUUGUGGAUAGCGCGGUCACUGGAUCGCUAGUUCCGUUGAAAAUACCUGGAGGAACGAAGGAAGAAAAUGAAAAACGCACGCCGCACGCGGAUGUACGGAAAGUCCUGAUUCUAGGUUCUGGCGGUCUUUCAAUUGGGCAGGCAGGCGAAUUCGACUAUUCAGGCUCACAGGCGAUCAAGGCACUUAAGGAGGAAGGCAUUUACACGAUACUUGUUAACCCAAACAUCGCAACCAUUGCAACCUCGAAGGGGCUGGCGGACAAAGUCUACUUCUUGCCAGUCACCCCAGACUUCGUUAGAAAAAUUAUUAAAUAUGAACGCCCUGAUGGUAUUUAUGUCACGUUUGGUGGACAGACUGCGCUCAACGUCGGUAUUGCGCUCAAGGACGAGUUCGAAUCACUUGGUGUCCGUGUGCUUGGAACGAAGAUAGACACAAUCAUCAUGACGGAGGACCGCCAGUUGUUCGCUGAUGCGAUGGCGCAGAUUGGCGAGCGUUGUGCGCAAAGUGCAACUGCAACAAACGUGGAGGAGGCCUGUCAGGCUGCCAGGUCUAUCGGUUAUCCUGUCAUCGUGCGCGCGGCAUACGCGCUUGGUGGUCUCGGCUCAGGCUUCGCUCAAGAUGAGAGUCAGCUACGGGAACUAUGCAGCAAGGCCUUCGCAACUAGCCCGCAGGUACUGGUAGAAAAGAGUAUGAAAGGGUGGAAGGAGAUUGAAUACGAAGUUGUCCGUGAUUGCAGGGAUAACUGCAUCACUGUUUGUAAUAUGGAGAACUUCGAUCCUCUUGGCAUCCAUACCGGCGACUCGAUUGUCGUAGCGCCUUCUCAAACUCUUUCGGAUGCGGACUACAACAUGCUGCGAACGACUGCGAUCAACGUUAUUCGGCAUCUCGGAGUCGUUGGAGAAUGCAAUAUACAAUACGCACUCAAUCCAUUCUCAAAAGAGUACUGUAUCAUUGAAGUCAAUGCUCGUCUCUCUCGGUCAUCUGCUCUCGCUUCAAAGGCAACCGGCUAUCCUCUCGCAUUCAUCGCGGCAAAACUCGGUCUCAAUAUUCCACUCAACGAAAUCAAGAACUCAGUCACGAAGGUCACCUCGGCAUGCUUCGAGCCAAGCUUAGACUACGUCGUCGUGAAGAUUCCACGCUGGGACCUAAAGAAAUUCAACCGCGUGAGCAAGUUGUUGAGCAGCAGCAUGAAGAGUGUUGGCGAGGUAAUGGCAAUAGGUCGAACGUUCGAAGAAACGAUACAGAAGGCUAUUCGUGCUAUCGACGAUCAGUUCCCAGGCUUCUCAAAGAAUGAUGUCGUCGAAGACAUUGAUGACGAGCUUCUCAACCCGACAGACAAGCGGAUUUUCGCGAUUCACACUGCGUUCUCAAGAGGCUAUUCCGUCGAGAAGAUUUGGCAGAUGACGAACAUUGAUAAGUGGUUCUUGACACGCUUACAGAAUCUGUAUAAUAUGGAACAGCAUCUCUCAGAUUAUAGCGUUUCGUCGUUGAACAAGAAUCUCCUUACACAGGCUAAACAGUUAGGAUUCUCGGAUCGCCAGCUCGCUCUCUGUGUCAAGUCUACAGAACUUGCUGUUCGUCGUCUUCGUCAAGAAUUUGGGAUCUCGCCGUUCGUUAAACAGAUUGAUACGGUUGCUGCCGAGUUCCCAGCAUUUACCAACUACCUGUAUACGACAUACAAUGCUGUCGAACAUGAUGUGAAUUAUGAUGACCAUGGUGUUAUGGUACUUGGGUCUGGUGUUUAUCGCAUUGGCUCCUCUGUCGAGUUCGACUGGUGUGCUGUCCGUGCUAUCAGGACGCUCCGCGAUCAGGGCAUCAAAACCGUCAUGGUAAACUACAACCCGGAAACCGUCAGUACGGACUAUGACGAAGCGGAUCGACUUUACUUCGAGACUAUCAGCUUGGAAACUAUUCUGGAUAUCUACGAUACGGAACAAUCUCGAGGGAUCAUCGUUUCCAUGGGUGGCCAGACGCCGAACAAUAUUGCUCUGGCACUUCAUCGCGAGAAUGUUAAUAUUUACGGCACCUCCCCGGAAAUGAUCGAUACUGCGGAGAACAGGUACAAGUUCUCUCGUCUCUUGGAUAAGAUCGGUGUCGACCAGCCAUUGUGGAAGGAGUUAACGAGUUUCGACGCAGCUCAAGAGUUCUGCGAUAAAGUCAACUUUCCGGUGCUUGUUCGACCAUCAUACGUGCUUUCGGGUGCAGCGAUGAACGUUGUCUAUUCUGCCGAUGAUCUCGCAAACUAUCUGACACAGGCUACAGCUGUUUCUCGCGACCAUCCCGUCGUCAUCACGAAAUAUAUCGAACAAGCCAAAGAGAUUGAAAUGGACGCGGUAGCAAAGAACGGCAAACUCGUAAUGCAUUACAUCUCGGAGCACGUCGAGAAUGCAGGGGUUCACUCAGGCGAUGCUACGCUCAUUCUCCCGCCUCAAGACCUAGAUCCCGAGACGGUACGACGAAUUGAAGAAGCAACGGCUAAGAUUGCAAACGCACUUAACGUCACGGGCCCCUUUAAUAUCCAAUUCAUUGCAAAGAACAAUGAAAUCAAGGUCAUUGAGUGCAACUUACGUGCUGCUCGUUCAUUUCCCUUCGUCUCGAAAGUUACUGGCGUUGAUGCGAUUGAAAUGGCAACCAAGGUUAUGAUGGGAAUCGCUGUUGAGUCAUAUCCGGACUUGAACCUACCACCGGAUUACGUUGGAGUCAAGGUUGCUCAAUUUAGCUUCAGUCGUUUGUCAGGUGCGGAUCCUGUGCUUGGUGUAGAAAUGGCAUCGACUGGAGAAGUUGCUUGCUUUGGCCGAGACAAGUACGAAGCAUACUUGAAAGCUCUCAUAUCUUCCGGUAUUCGGCCUCCCAAGAAGAACAUCCUGUUUUCGAUUGGUGGCUUCAAGGAGAAGAUGGAAAUUCUCCCUUCCGUACAGCGAUUGGCAGCAGCAGGGUACAAUAUCUUCGCAACGUCAGGCACAGCUGACUUCCUCACUGAGCACCAUGUUCCUUGCAAGUACCUCGAUCUGCUCGAGGAUGAAGGAAAUGAGAAGUCGGAAUAUUCGCUGGCAGAACAUUUGGCGAAGAACCUCAUCGACAUGUACAUCAACCUUCCUUCAAAGAAUAAUUACCGUCGUCCUGCCAGUUACACGAGUAAAGGAUACCGGACACGUCGGAUGGCCGUUGACUUCGCUGUCCCCCUCCUGAACAAUAUAAAAUGCGCAAAGCUGCUUGCCGAAGCCCUCAUUCGCAAGUCGUCACAGGAAGUCUCAAGUGUCGACUACAAGACUUCGCAUGAGGUCCACACCUUCCCUGGGCUGGUAAACGUAUCGUCAUUCGUACCCGGACUCAUUUCGGCAUCAGGGACAGAUCUAGAGGACGUAACGAAGGCUUCAUUAAGUGGAGGCUUUACGACAGCAUUGAUUCUACCGUACGGCACUUCCUCUCACAUUACUGAUGCGAUAUCACUCGACGCCGCCCGCUCUACUGCGUCAGGUUCUGCAUAUUGCAAUUAUGCGUUCAGUGUGGUCGCUUGCCCUAGUAAUGUUCAGACGCUGGACGACGAACUUCAGGCAGAGUCUAAGUCGCUGUUCAUCCCAUUCGGUGCACGUUUCGGAGCACGGUCCUUGUCCCAGCAGGUUGCUGUAGUCGCAUCUCACUUUGCUUCUUGGCCAGCUGACAAACCCAUUGUUACCGACGCUAAAGGCUCGGAUCUCGCAUCCGUGCUCCUGCUGGCCAGUUUGCAUGGUCGCGCUGUGCAUGUUACUGACGUGCGCAGCAAAGAGGACCUCUUACUGAUCUCAUUGAGCAAAGCGAAGGAGCUGAAGGUCACCUGUGACGUUUCCGUAUAUUGCCUCUUCUACGCGUCUGAAAGUUUCGGCGGAGUCAAAUGUUUACCUUCAAAGGAGGAUCAAGCUAAACUCUGGAAACAUCUUGAUGUCGUUGACGCUUUCUCUGUCGGGACCGUACCUUAUGAGUUAGCUUCAGAGCUUAAGGAGACUGUCGAUGCUUCAAUUGGUAUACAAGAUACACUUCCGUUGUUGUUGACUGCCGUUUCAGAGGGUAGAAUCAGUCUAGAGGCGAUCCACGAACGCAUGCACGACAAUCCAAUUAGGAUAUUCGGUCUCCCAGAUCAAUCGCAUACUCAAGUUGAAGUUGUAGUGAACCGUCGGUCUAUCAUUGCGACGAGGAAGUCCAACUCGUGGUCUCCACUGGACAAGUCAAGGGUCAGCGGGGCGGUAAGCAGGGUCAUUGUCCAUGGACAGACCGUCUACCUAGAUGGAACUUUACUAUCUGCGCCUUUGGGACGUGACAUCUCCAGCGCGACAAUAAACCGCUCUUCUAUCCUCGAGAGGAGAUUGUCCGUCAGCAGCAGUAGGCCAGCGCCUCCCACGGAGCAUGUAUUGGCACCAUCAGCCUUCACCCUUAAACCAACGGACGGAGUUCUUCCUCCUUCCCAAGGACCGGUGCCUCUGAUGUCCGCAGUAGCCAGCCCAAAUGCAUUGGCAAUUGCUUCUGCUCCCCGUGUCUUUUCUCCUCUCACGCCUCAUCCGUCCUUUCAUCGUAAAAACAUUUUGUCGGUCAAGCAGUUCACUCAUCAAGACAUCCACGAUCUCUUUAGUUUGGCACAUGAAAUGCGCCUGCAAGUCGAGCGGAAUGGUACUUUAGACAUCCUAAAAGGCAAAGUACUCUGUACGCUUUUCUAUGAACCAUCAACGCGUACCAGUGCGUCAUUCGAUGCAGCAAUGAAACGGUGCGGUGGAGAAGUUGUGCAGGUUAGCGCAGAUCGAGCCUCGGUCCAGAAAGGCGAGACGCUAGAAGACACUGUGCGAACGCUUAGUUGCUACGCGGAUGCGAUCGUCAUGAGACAUCCGGAUGUUGGCAGCGCUCAAACAGCGGCUAAAUUUUCACCUAUUCCCAUUAUCAAUGCGGGAGACGGUAUUGGUGAACAUCCUACUCAGGCUUUGUUGGAUAUCUAUACAAUACGGUCUGAGCUGGGUACUGUUAAUGGGCGUACUAUCACCCUGCUGGGUGACCUUAAAAACGGACGAACUGUGCACAGCCUCGUAACACUUCUCUGCUUGUAUUCGGUUCGCCUAAACUUCGUUGCCCCUCCUUCACUUACCAUGCCGCAGAGCGUAAUCAAUGCGGCCCGCAAAGCCGGCGUAUUCGUUCGUGUCAGCGAUUCGCUAGAGGAAGUCCUUGCCGAGACAGACGUUCUUUAUGUGACGCGUGUUCAGAAGGAGCGCUUCGAAAACGAAGAAGACUGGAUACGUGUGAAGGACGCGUACAGGAUUGACCACUCGGUGUUGUCAAGGGCGAAGGAAGACAUGAUCGUCAUGCACCCCCUGCCUCGUGUAAACGAAAUUGAUCCAGAAGUCGAUUUCGAUUCACGCAGAGCAGUGUACUUCAGACAGAUGCGCUAUGGCUUAUUUGUUCGCAUGGCUUUGUUGGCGAGUGUCAUGGCAUAAGCAGAUAAUGAAUACGUACUGGGGUCCUGCAAGUUGAUCAGUGCAGAUUGUAUCAAUAGCCGCGCGCACAAAAGUAUCGGUAUACAACGUGAAUGAAUUUUUAAUUUAUUU